GCUCAACCUCACGCUACUACCAUCAUCAUUGUGCGUCCUGUUAGCGUGUCUUACAAGGUUUCACCUGCACAAUAUUGCACAUUGAAAAAUGGCGAGUUGGUGUGUACAAGCAGUAAGAAAGAGCCACUCACUUGUAGCUUUGCCUGCACUAAUAAGAGUGUCUCCACGAUUGUUAUGCACAGCCACCCAGCAGAAGAAUGGUCACAGGUCAGAGGAGGAGGCUGAACAGCCAGAGCAGAGUGCAGCAGAGAAAGUCCUGAUGGAGGCGAAGACCCAGCUGGAGGAGCAGCUCAAGGACAUGACAGGAAAGUACAAGCGGGCCUUAGCAGACACAGAGAACCUCAGGAGGAGGAGUCAGAACAUGAUAGAAGAUGCUAAAUUAUACGGGAUCCAGGGCUUCUGUAAGGACCUGCUGGAGGUGGCCGACAUCUUGGAGAAGGCCACAGAGAGUGUGCCCAAGGAGGAGGUGACAAGCCAGAACCCUCACCUGAAGAACCUGUACGAUGGCCUGGUGAUGACCGAGGUCCAGAUCCAGAAGGUGUUCACCAAGCACGGCCUGGUCAAGCUCAACCCAGAUGGCCAGAAGUUCGACCCCUACGAGCACGAGGCCCUCUUUCACGCCCCAGUGGAGGGCAAGGAGCCUGGUACCGUUGCCAUAGUAACCAAAGUGGGCUACAAGCUUCACGGUCGCACCCUCAGGCCAGCGUUGGUGGGUGUGGCUAAAGCCCCAUAGAAAUGAUGAUGUAACUAUGACAAAGUGGGAUUUGUUUUGUUGCCGGGGAGAUGGAUGACCUCAGGUAUAGCAGACUGGUCAAGGCACCCUUCCACGCUUUUCCCGCAAGCCUGUCCUUGCAGUACCCCCACCCUAAGGGGCUUCACAGAGAUGGGAACCCAACUGAACUGAACUUUGUAUCUGAACAAUAUCCACCAGUUUUUAACAGAUGCAUAACACUUUGCCUGGCACAGGACAGUCUUUACAGUAAAAUUUCAGUUUGUCAUCAGUCAUGUGAGUCAUUUCAGAGUCUGUUAUUGUCAGAGAUUGCUUAAAAAAAAAAAAAAAAAAAAAAAAAACUCACCAGAUCACAGGCACAGGCUUUUAUGUAUCCUGUAUCCUGCAGCCAUAAAUGUUACUGGAAGAAAUUAAGGUGAAAUAUGAUGUUUUGCAAAAACAUUAACAAGUGAUCAUAAACUCCUCUAAAUUUUUUGUGUUGUGAGCUAUGAUGUGAAAUAUAUCCACAAAUUGAAUAGUUCUGAUUCUGAACUGCU
Molecule: messenger RNA, 1266 nt
Organism: Siniperca chuatsi (mandarin fish)
Lineage: Eukaryota; Metazoa; Chordata; Actinopteri; Centrarchiformes; Sinipercidae
Gene: grpel1
Product: GrpE-like 1, mitochondrial
Exons: 4
Coding region: 89-733 (214 amino acids)
Biological process (GO): protein import into mitochondrial matrix; protein folding
Cellular component (GO): PAM complex, Tim23 associated import motor
Molecular function (GO): adenyl-nucleotide exchange factor activity; protein-folding chaperone binding; protein homodimerization activity
Source: RefSeq, a predicted model, not a curated record